Molecule: messenger RNA, 1745 nt
Organism: Alexandromys fortis (reed vole)
Lineage: Eukaryota; Metazoa; Chordata; Mammalia; Rodentia; Cricetidae
Gene: Rbmx2
Product: RNA binding motif protein X-linked 2
Biological process (GO): mRNA splicing, via spliceosome
Cellular component (GO): precatalytic spliceosome; catalytic step 2 spliceosome; U2 snRNP
Molecular function (GO): RNA binding
Source: RefSeq, a predicted model, not a curated record
CCUCGAGUUCUGCAGGCUCCAAUCUGAGCUGGGAGAUCGGGUUGCGUGCGCUCUUGUAGCUUCACCCGGAAGCUGAUGGCUUGAGCGAGGAGCGCCAAGGCGCGAAUAUGAACCCUUUAACCAAGGUGAAGCUGAUCAACGAACUGAACGAGCGAGAGGUUCAGCUCGGGGUGGCAGAAAAGGUGUCUUGGCACUCGGAAUACAAGGACAGCGCCUGGAUUUUUCUUGGAGGGCUUCCUUAUGAACUGACAGAAGGAGACAUCAUCUGUGUGUUCUCACAAUAUGGGGAGAUUGUCAACAUUAAUCUUGUGAGAGACAAGAAACCUGGGAAAUCCAAUCAAUUCUGUUUCCUGUGCUAUGAAGAUCAGAGGAGCACAGUUCUGGCUGUUGACAAUUUUAAUGGAAUUAAGAUCAAAGGAAGGACUAUCCGCGUGGACCAUGUGUCAAACUACCGGGCUCCUCAGGAAUCAGAAGAUGUGGAUGACGUGACCAGAGACCAGGAGAAGGGCUGUGGUGCUAAUAUGCCUCCAUUAAGUUCUCCUGAGGUCUCUGAAGAUGAAGAUGGCAAACCCACAAAAAAGCACAAAAAAGACAAAAAAGAGAAAAAGAAAAAGAAAGAAAAAGAGAAGACUGAACGCAGGGAACUAGCAGAACCGCCUUCCUGCUCUUUGUCCUCCAGCAGCAAGACAGCAAAGGAAAAGGAUGACCAUGGCCCAAAGAAGCACAGCAGCAAGAACUCAGAGAAAGCCCAGAAGUCUGAAUCCAGAGAGGGAAAGAAGAACCAACCAGACUCCCCUGAUGUCAGGAGUUCCUUCCAUGGUAGAGCAGAGGAUCCUGAGUGGGAGCCAAAGAAAGAGAAACCCAAGCACGAGUAUAAGUCCUCGAGCAGGAGGGAGGGAGAAGAAAAGAAUAGAAAUAAGGAUAGAGGGAGGAGCUCAGGUGCUGCUUUUUCCAGCAGGCAUGGUGGGCACUCUGAAGGGCGGAGUCAUAGAAGCAGAAGUAGGAGUCCGGAUAAGUCCCAUAGGCAUAAAAAGCAUAGGCACUCCCGGGAGCGGGAGUCCUUCCAUGCCAGUGACCGUAGACAUUACUGAAGCCUGUGCCAUCAAAAUUAAGAAUUUUCUUGUAUAAAUAUCAGAUUCUCUUUGUUGUUGAUAUUCCUCUAUAUAAAGUUUUGCAGACUGAAUUUUUUCAAUCCCUUACAUGGCAGACUUGCUCAGAAGGCUUUAGUUUCAAUAGCUAGAUACCUUGGAUUUUAAAACUACACCAACACCAUCCACUGUCCCUCGAAAAUAGUUGGCACUGGCCAGAGUAUGUGGCUAAAAUUUGGUUUAUAGACUUGGCCCUUAAACCCAUAGACCUGAUUUGUGAUUGCUAGCAAAGGCAAAGAAGGCAAUGCUGAGUUCUGGUCUUCAUGUUAGACAUUUAGAGCCCAGUACUGUAGGACCUUACAGAUGGCAGGCACAAUUGCAGAGAGCUGCAGCUUCUGAGGUUUGGACAGCUUAAUGUGGAUGUGAUAGGAUUCUUAAGACCAGCCAGUUCCCUCCCCAUUACAUCUCUUUUCUGUUUGCAGGGAUGGAACCCAGGGUUUGUACAUGCUAGAGAAGUGAGUCAGCUAUAUCCCAGUUCUCUUUAUUUUGUUUGUGGCUUUUAAUGGUUACAUUAUCUCUUUAUGCAUUUUUUCUUUGUAACUUAUUUAUUUGUAUUGAGAUAAAUACAUAUAAAAUAAAAGUAACAAUUUUAAGCAA